AUGGCUGUCGCUUCACCUACUACCACCCAACCCAUCGAGGUCAAGAAGGUCGAUGACAGCAACAACGCAGCUGCCGCACCCAAGAAGAGGAGGAGAAGAGCUCCGGCUACAGGAGCCACCGAAGACUGCUUCUCUUGCAAAAAGCGUUCCGUGAAAUGCGACCGAAGACGACCCUACUGCGGACAGUGCGUCGAGAUUGGCAAGGAGUGCACUGGCUACCGCACGACGCUAACCUGGGGCGUGGGAGUUGCCAGCCGUGGAAAGCUUCGAGGCAUGUCAUUACCCAUUGCCAAAUCACCAUCUACAACCACUACCACACGGGAUUCCAAAGUCCAAUCGACAGCAUCGACCUCUGCCACCAACGCGUCCAGCCAUGCCAGCCAUCACUCCUCCAGCUUCAACAGCCAAGCCAGCAUUGAUUUCAAUAUCCAAUCUCCCACAAGCCCCAUGAGCCCCGGCAGCAUAUACUCAGCCCCACAAGAGUACCAGUACUUUGGUGCCACAAGCCCGAUUCCCAUUCCCUCGCCCUCGACCCCGCUUGGCUUCCCCAUGCAGUCCCCUCGAGAGCAUUUUGAAAUGAUGCACCCACUGGCCUCCAAGAUGAGGAGACCAUCUCAGCUCAGCAGAGGGCCCCUGCAGAGGUUACACACCUCAAUACAUAUGCCUUUCGAUGAGGGCGGCUUGUCAGCAUCCACCGCUUCCCUCGGCACAUAUAGCGACAGCGACUUCCCGUCACCCGGAGAGUACCCCCACACACCUGCAGACGAGUUUCCCUUUGCGGAUCCAUCCAUGCCGCGCUACUCGCCUCUCCACUCGUACGACCAAGCGCCCAUGGGCUCCAUGGACAGCUUCUUUCAUGAGGCCCCACGGUCAUUGCCCAUGGCUGACGACAUGAGUUCCAGCGUUAGCUCAGAUCAAAGCAUACACGACUAUGUCGAGGUGAGCUCGGCACAGCAGAACAUGGGACCUGCAGUGUUUCACGAUGUUUUUGCGGAAGGAGAUGUGAACUCGAGUUACGCUGCGAUGCCUCAGUCCGCUUUCUCUUUUCUUCCUUCGGAGGGUACGUCAAUGUCUUCUUACGGUUCCGGCCCCCUGUCUCUCGACGUACUCUCGCUCACCACAUCUAUCCCUCAGAGUCUUGCCAUCGCUUCGCCCCUUUCCCCUCGGAUGCUAUACCUUAUGGACUACUACGACAAAUUUAUAUGCCCGGUACUGGUGGCUUUUGAUAACCCUUCCAAUCCAUACCGGAUGCACAUCAUACAUCUGGCCAUGCAGAGCGAAGAGCUUCAGAACGCUAUUGCUGCACUAGCCACGAACAACAUGCGCAUGCGUGGAGGCUUGGAAGGUCGUCGACUAGGUGCCCCUGGAGGAGACCACCGCCUGCUUCCGGAGCACGCUUACUCGCAAAUGACUACACAGGAGCUACGGGAAAUGCACGGAGAGGCAACGAGCGAGGAAAAGCACUACAAGACCCAGUCUAUUGCACUAUUGAACAGGAAGCUAGUAGACAUCAACGGCUCGCAGGACGAUUCCGUACUAGCCACUCUUCUCAUUCUCUGUCUCUUCCAUGUCUGUGACUCGGGUUUUACGAAAUUCAAAACGCAACUAGCGGGUGUUCAAAAGCUUUUGGCUAUGCGAGACAGGACUGUACAGUCUGAGUUCGUCGGAUGGAUAGAAGUGUUCUUCACGUGGUUCGAUGUCAUGACAGCCGCUGUCAACGACCGUGAGAUCGAGGUACGCGGCGACUCCCUGGACAUGAUGAACCUCACUGCCAACCUUGGUGCGCUGGAACACAACUCGGGCUGCGAAGGACGACUCUUCAAACUCGUUGCUCGACUGGGAAGGCUCAACCUACUGAGCCAGAACCGACCUGUACGCAACAACGACGACACGCCCCAAUCAUCACCACGACCCAAGAAACCGAACGACUUUUACUCGUUCAACUUUGACCACAUUGACGGCAACGGCUGGGGUACACCUAUUGUUGAAUUCAAAGACCCAUUUGCUUCGGCGCGCGACGAUCCCCACUCUCCGUUCUGGAUCGAGUGGAACGAUGUGCGCAUCCGGCUCCAAGAGUGGGAGUUUGGUGCCCCUGGCGAAAACGCUGCAGGCUCUUGCGAGGCAUCAUCGUCCAUGCUCGCCAUGUCUCCCAACGAAGCCGCGCUUCUCCACAUCAGCGAGAGCUUCCGCUACGCAGCACUGCUCUACACUGAGCGCCUUGCUCACCCUACCCUCCCCGCCGGCGCACUGAACUUCCAGAACCUGGUCGCACAAGGCCUCUACCACAUCUCACAGAUCGGCAUCACAAGCUGCGUCAACAAAUUCCUACUCUGGCCCCUCUUCAUCGUCGGCACAGAGUGCGUAGACCCCGAGCACCGGGCCAUGGUGCGACAGCGCUGCGUCGAAAUCCAACGUGAGAGCGGCUUCUUCAACAAUCUCAGUGGUCUCGAGGUGCUGGAGCGCAUGUGGCAGGACGACGAUGAGUGGGUCGACGGCGACAUGCAGAGCCCGCGACAAGGGCCCUUUGGUACAGUGCAGCAGGCAUUCCGGUGGAGAAAAGCGAUGGAUCGCGUGGACGGGGAGUACAUCGUCAUAUGA
Messenger RNA from Ascochyta rabiei, 2598 nucleotides. RefSeq lists its product as uncharacterized. The coding region runs from base 1 to 2598 and encodes 865 amino acids. The record is from RefSeq and is a predicted model, not a curated record. The transcript has a single exon. Gene Ontology annotation, molecular function: DNA-binding transcription factor activity, RNA polymerase II-specific; zinc ion binding. Gene Ontology annotation, biological process: regulation of DNA-templated transcription. Lineage: Eukaryota; Fungi; Ascomycota; Dothideomycetes; Pleosporales; Didymellaceae.